UUGGCUGUAGAAGGUCCACUUGCCUUGUGGCUGCCUUUGGCUGUAUGGUGCACGAAUGCAUGUGUUUCGCGGUUUAUGCGUCUCAUGAUUGAAAGCGCAGGUGCUAUGCUCUCUCUCUCUCUCGCGUUCCACUUUUAACGGAUAUCCCGAGGAACGACAGAUGCAUCUGUUACCGAGGAACGACAGAUGCAUCUGUUAUCGAGCAGGAGCGGAGCAGAAAACUGCGAUAAUAAUACUGUUACCGUCACAAGGGCUAUCUUCGUGCGAGAAGGAAGAUCGCGACUGUGACUGUCAGAUUAGAGUUGCCUGCACCUGCAAUUCCUGUUCCUUCUCGGGGCAAAGUACUCAGUUUAAAGUACUCAGUUUUCACAUCUGAACUCUCAGCUUUGUGCGCCUCAUGUACGCGCUUGCGUGCGUACAUUUGUAGCCCGUCUUCGUCUCCGUGCGUCUGCAACCUCCGGAGCGCUGGGCGGCUGAGCGGGAGACUCAAUCAAUGAUCGUGACCGCGUCAGCCUCGUUAGAGAUCCGAGCGAUGCGUCUUGUCUUGUUCUUCGACGUGCGAAGUGCUGUCCGCCGCCACUUUUUCUCCUCUCUCUCUCGUCCUCCACACCCCUCCGUUCUCCUCUUUCCCUCCUUUGUCCUCUCGAGCCCAUCCUUUCUUCUAAUCUGUCUUUUGUCCUCGGCCUCCGUGUCUUGUACGGAACCCCGACGGAGCUUGUAUGGAGCCCCGACGGAGCUUGUACGGAGCCCCGACGGAGCUUGUACCGAGCCCCGACGGAGCUUGUACGGAGCCCCGACGGAGCUUGUACGGAGCCCCGACGGAGUUUGUACGGAGCCGCGACAGCGACUCCUUUUGUUUGUACUCUUGCCUCCAUGUCUUGUUUCUGGAGUGGGCGGCGCCAACGUCACCAUCUUUGUCUUCCCUUUUGUGUUUUGUAAUUCAGUUGUUGCUUCUUUUACCUUGUCUUCUUCUUCCCAUUGUUCAUCCCUUACUGGUUAUCUGUCAACAAUUAUUUUCGAGGUGUUUUUCUUUCUAUCUGUCCUUUCCUGCUCCUCUGUUUCCUUCUCCCCCCCCCGCCGCCGCCGCCGCCGCCGCCGUGUCUUCCGCUGAAGGUUGGUUAUCUGUGGCCCGAGAGCUUAGGAGCGCAGUCUGGAGGCAGCUAUCUUGAUCUUGCCGCAGAUUGGAUCUUGUCGGGUUCGGCCUUCGUGGUUCUCUGUUGUGGUUGUGGGCAAGUGAUAGCGAUCUCCUCGCGCGUGCGGUUCGUCGACACAGGUUGUCCCUCCCUCUCUGCUGAUUACCGACCGACAUUGUGACCAACCUUUCUUCCUCAAUGAGGUUGUUAUAGUAAUUGGUACUUCCUGUGGCUGGUGAGCUGAGGCUUCUUCCUCUUGAGAGUUGGUGGAAGAGAGUAGGAGGCUGGAUGCAUGGUCGUUUCUCUUUAGGGGUGGUGGAAGAGAGAGAGGGGGCACACAACGAUGCAGGCCCUGUUGUUUUGCACAAGGAUGGACAAAGGGAGAGCAGUUAUGAAGGAUACGAGUAAAUGGGGCCGUGCAACGUAGAAUGACAGGUUUAGAGAGAUAUUGGCAGGGUUUCCGGGGGAAAUAGGAAAAGCAUGUUUGGGUGGUGGCGGCGGCGGCGGCGCGAGGGGUGAUAGUUUGACUUGAUGUGGGAACGGCGUGUUUGGCUAGCACGAUCGUCGAUGGCGAUAUGGUGAUCCGUCGACCAUCUGGUGCAGCCUGCGCGAGUCGAUUCCCUUGCCCUCGGUAAGCAGCAGAUAUCACGAACGGAUCUGAUAUGUGGACAACGUCAUUUAAGGCAGAAGUUGGCGUCGGCGGUACGUCGAGGACAGUUUGACGAGAGCAUCUUAACGAAUCAUUGACACGAUGGCGAUCUCUUGAUGAAUCGAGAGAGAGCGGAGCAUGACAGUGAAGGUCUUGUGAGGGGAGUGGAGGAGAGAGGGUGAGACGGGGUGGUGUGGUGUACAGGAGGAGGAGGAGGAUGCAGGUCGGUGGGGACCACACCAGGAGGAGGACGCAAGGCGGGGAAUUGCAAUUGGUAGGACUAUGUGGCAGCACAGUUGGGAUUAUUGUUGAUGAAUGACUUCAUCAUUCAGUUCAGCCCGGUGUGGCGUCUGACAUGUACAUAGGCUCUCUCGCAUUCAGAAAUCUUUUUAAACUGUAGGAGCGCAAACUUUCUUCCCCCCCUCCCCCCCCCCCCUUUCUCUCUUCACUGUUCAAGGAAUGAUGAUGAAAGAAUGAAUGGCUUACGUGAAA
This is a messenger RNA of Chara braunii, 2274 nucleotides long. The record is from the annotation of a GenBank genome assembly. Lineage: Eukaryota; Viridiplantae; Streptophyta; Charophyceae; Charales; Characeae.